AUGCCGAUUGAAAUCGUGUGUAAAAUCAAAUUUGCCGAGGAGGAUGAGAAGCAGAAGGAGAAAGAAGAAGGGGAUAAGGAGAGCCUGAUCGAGGAGCCCGCCCGGCCCCGCUCCCGGGACCUGGCUGCCUUCGCCAGUGCCAGCACGCUGCACGGCCUGGGACACAUCUGCCGGUCGGGGCGGCUGGGCGUGCGCCAGACCCUCUGGGCGUUCGCCUUCCUGGCCUCGCUCGCCUUCUUCCUCUACCAGGCAGCCAAGUCGGCACUGCUUUACCUGGAGCACCCCCACGUCAUGGCCCUGGACGAGGAGGCCAUCCGUGAGAUGGUCUUCCCCGCCAUCACCAUCUGCAACAUCAACCGCUACCGCCACUCGGCGCUCACCGAUGCCGACAUCUUCCACUUGGCCAACAUGACCGGGCUGCCCCCCAAGGACCGGGAUGGCCACAAGGCCACGGACCUGCUCUACCCCGACCCUGACAUGGCUGACAUCGUCAACCGCACUGGCCACCAGCUCGAUGACAUGCUCAAGAGCUGCAACUUCAGCGGCGAGAAUUGCUCAUCCCGUGAUUUCACUGUGGUCUACACACGCUACGGUAAGUGCUACACCUUCAAUGGGGACCGGAGGAACCCACGAGUGACCCGCCAAGGCGGCAUGGGCAACGGGCUGGAGAUCAUGCUGGACAUCCAGCAGGAAGAGUACCUGCCCAUCUGGAGAGAGACCAAUGAGACGUCAUUCGAAGCUGGCAUCCGAGUCCAGAUCCACAGCCAGGAUGAGCCGCCCUACAUCCAUCAGCUGGGCUUCGGUGUCUCGCCCGGCUUCCAGACCUUCGUGUCCUGCCAGGAGCAGCGGCUCACCUACCUGCCGCAGCCGUGGGGGAACUGCCGGGCCAGCGUGCAGGGGGAGCAGAUGCUCCCCGGCUACGACACCUACAGCAUUGCUGCCUGCCGCCUGCAGUGUGAGAAGGAGGCUGUGGUGCGGAGCUGCCACUGCCGCAUGGUCCACAUGCCAGGCAACGAGUCCAUCUGCACCCCCAACGUGUACAUCGAGUGUGCUGACCACACGCUGGGUAGGUGCGGCGGUGGGCGGGCAGACCGCUGCAGCUGCCCCACGCCAUGCAACCUGACGCGCUACGGCAAGGAGAUCUCCAUGGUGCGCAUCCCCAACAAGGGCUCGGCGCGCUACCUCGCCCGCAAGUACAACAAGAACGAGACCUACAUCCGGGAGAACUUCCUGGUGCUGGACAUCUUUUUUGAGGCACUCAACUACGAGGCCAUUGAGCAGAAGAAAGCCUACGACCUUGCUGGGCUUCUCGGGGACAUCGGGGGACAGAUGGGCCUGUUCAUUGGCGCCAGCAUCCUCACUAUCCUGGAGAUCCUGGACUAUGUCUACGAGGUGAUCCGGGACAGGGUGAGCCGGGUCCUGCGCCGCUCCAAACCACCCCUGAAGAAGCCCUCGGGCAGCAUUGCCACGCUGGGACUGGAGGAGCUCAAGGACCAGAGCCCCUGCGAGACGCUGGGCCGGCACAUGGAGGGCGCCUACAACGCGGGCAUCCUGCCCAACCACCAUCACCGCCACCACUACCCUCACCAGGGCGUCUUCGAGGACUUCGCCUGCUAG
Messenger RNA from Gavia stellata (red-throated loon), 1617 nucleotides. It is a transcript of the gene ASIC4, whose product is annotated as acid sensing ion channel subunit family member 4. Gene Ontology annotation, biological process: sodium ion transmembrane transport. The record is from RefSeq and is a predicted model, not a curated record. The transcript has 10 exons. Gene Ontology annotation, molecular function: ligand-gated sodium channel activity. Gene Ontology annotation, cellular component: membrane. The coding region runs from base 1 to 1617 and encodes 538 amino acids. Lineage: Eukaryota; Metazoa; Chordata; Aves; Gaviiformes; Gaviidae.